Molecule: messenger RNA, 813 nt
Organism: Chanos chanos (milkfish)
Lineage: Eukaryota; Metazoa; Chordata; Actinopteri; Gonorynchiformes; Chanidae
Gene: ccl19b
Product: chemokine (C-C motif) ligand 19b
Exons: 4
Coding region: 33-374 (113 amino acids)
Biological process (GO): immune response
Cellular component (GO): extracellular region
Molecular function (GO): chemokine activity
Source: RefSeq, a predicted model, not a curated record
CAGGUGAACCCUCUGCAGCAGUGACGACCACAAUGAUGAUGAUGAUGAUGAUGAAGAACUUUGGCAUGACUCUUCAGGCUCUAACCCUCCUCCUUGUGAUUGCUCUGCUCUGGAACCACGCUGCAGCGAGCAAUGCUGAAGCUCAAGACUGCUGUCUGUCCACCAGCGACUAUGAGAUUCCUCGCAGAAUCGUGGUGGAGUAUCAGAAGCAAACCGUGGAAAGCGGCUGCAAGAUUCCAGCCACUGUCUUUGUGACCAAAAAGGGGAGACGUCUGUGCGCUCCAGUUCCAGAGAAGAGCGAGUGGGUCGCCAAGCUGAUCAAGAAACUCAAGAAAAACGUCCGCAGAAGGAGGCAGAACGGAAAGCGUCAGUAGAUUGCCAUCCCUGACGGCAGCAGGCAGCUAACACGGGUCCAGCCCAUUAUCACGCGUGAGACACGCGUGACUGAGCAGGGAAAAAUAUAAUAAAAAUGAUACUGUAACAUGAACCUGUGGCUCUCACGCGUCUGAAUGAGCACCGUUUGACUUGGCCGAGCGGGUAGUUUCUCCUGUCCGACCGGGUCCGGUUCACACCAAAGCAAGAGAGUAGUACAUGUGCAAAAACCGUUUCUGUGACAGCUAAAUACAUGUUUUAACUCACAUCUUUCUUUCUUAACAGUACACACUGUGACUAUGUACUAAGGCUGCACUAAUAUGUGUACGUGUAUGUGUACUUUUCUUCAGUGAUAAGCUAUUUGUGUUUGAUUUUGUUUGGGCUUUAACCAUUUCGCAUGUAAUCAUUUGUAAAAGAUGAGAUGCAUUUUUUUAUACGACU